Porites lobata is the source of this 2433-nucleotide messenger RNA. The record is from the annotation of a GenBank genome assembly. NCBI's taxonomy places the organism in Eukaryota, Metazoa, Cnidaria, Anthozoa, Scleractinia, Poritidae.
AUGGAUACUAUGGUGGAAGACAUGGAGAUUGACCUAAAGAACUAUGACCUGGCACUUCAAAUUGGAAGCAAGGAACAUUUCAAAGAGUCCAGCAAUACCGGUGAAACAUGGCAUAUCCCUGCCGACGAUUACUUUCACCGUUUGCAAAUGACGCAAUCGAUGUUAGACCAUAUUGCGAGGGUCUUGAAUUCGGGGGAAUUUAUUUCGUCCGACAGAGGCUUUUCAGCCUCCAUGACUCUUUUACGUCGUGAUGUGAAAGGCGGAAAACGAGCAGGCUACAAGCCAGGAGCCAAAAUCUGGGAAGAAGUGGUCAAAGAAUUGCGCUGUGUCCAUGAAAUCAAAAACAAGGAUAAAUUGUGUUGUGGCCGUGCGAUUGUAGUUAUGAGGGAGUAUGCCAAGAAAAAAGCAGGUGAAAAGAACUGUUACGAAAAUAUUCGCCAAGAUCGAGGCAAGAACAGCCAGCAACUGAAAGAAGCCAAACAGCUAUACACAGCGGCAGGCGUGCCCGAAGGAUCAUGUGGGUACGAAGAAAUUCAAAAAUUUCAAGACUAUUUGGGUCCUAUGGGUUACCAGCUGAUUGUCGUUGACCCAGUACGUGGUGGUGUCAUAUUUACUGGAGAACAAUACAAGUUUGCGCCUAAAGUGAUCCAGAUUGUGAAAACCUAUUAUGAGGACAGUGAUGGAAAAACAAAAGCCCAUUACGAUGGAUUGUACAGUGUGGCAGCUGUGAUGAACCGUUGCAAGUUUUGUCGUUAUUGUUGCAAGGGUUACAAUACAGAAGAUGCCAAACACCAUAAUUGUUUGCAUGCCAAUUGCCCUAGCUGUAUGCGGCGAAGAAAUGAAAAAUCAGAGGGAUGUCCUGACUACACAGGAUGGAGUAAACCAACCAUUACUUGUCGUACGUGUGGCAGAUCGUUUUAUGGGGAAGAUUGCUACCGGGACCAUUUGGUUCAAAAGAAAAAAGAAGAAAGCAAGAUGGAAAAAGACUUAAUAAAAGAAGUAGCGUUGGAUAAUGAUCUGACGAUUCCACCCCAGAAACCAAUGAAAAGUGUGUGUGAGAUGCAUCGCAAAUGUCAUACCUGUAUGGUCUCCUACGAAGUCAAACAAGGAAUGUCUCAUAAAUGUGGACACGGUCAAUGUGCCAAUUGUUUGAACUAUGUGGAUCUGUAUAACCACCAAUGUUUUAUUAUGAGUGACAUUUACAAGGCAAAUAAACGUUAUGACAACAAACAAAAAGCAGAAGAAAGAAUUCGAGAGGCUAUCAAAGAAAUGACCACGGAAGAAGGGAAAAAAGUGAAAGAGGCUGCAAAAAACCCCAUCACGAUUAAAGAACGGUUAGAUGCCAUGGCAAGAAAAAAACCACCAACCCAAGACGAACAAAUAGCAUACGAACAAAGUAGACAAGAAACCAUCGAAGCAGUGAAGAAACAAUUACAAGAUUUGGGGGUGGAUGUGACUGAGAUUCCCGAGGAUCAUUUACAAGAGUUCCAAUGGGAACAUUUUUCCUUAACAGAAGGGCAGAAAGACAAACAAAAAGAGCUCGUAUUUGCAGACAUUGAAUGUUGUAUUGAUGACCAAAGGCAGUUUACACCAAACCUCAUUUGUUUUGAACGAGAAACCUCAGACGAAAAAUACCAGUGUUGGGGUAGAACAUGUCUACGUGACUUUUAUAACAGACUCAUGGCAAUGCUAAAAGAACUAGAAAAAGAAAACAAUUUGCGAUGGAAUCAACUAGAAAUGCAAGUAUACUUUCACAAUUUUAGAGGAUUUGAUGGCGUGUUUAUCAUCAAGCAGCUGUAUGACAUGAACCUGAAAGUGUCUAAAGUGCUGAUGACGGGUCAGAAGAUCUUGUACUUUGAAUGUGACAGACUAAAGUUCAAGGACUCUAUGUCCUUUUUGAAUAUGCCGUUGGAGAAUUUUACCAAGACGUUUGGUUUGACUGAGCUGAAGAAGGGCUACUUUCCUCAUUCAUUUAACAGAAAAGAAAACCAGAACUACGAAGGACCAUUGCCUGACCUGAAGUAUUAUGAGACUAAUUGCAUGAACACUAAGAAAAAAGAAGCUGUAGAAAAAUGGCAUGGCGAAGAAGUAUUGAAAGGAGAAAGCUGGAACUUUAAAAAAGAACUGUUGGAGUACUGUGAAAGCGAUGUCAAGUUACUGAAGGAAGGCUGUCUAACUUUUGCUGCCGAUUUUGAAAAGGAGUGCAAGUUUAAUCCGUUGAAAGAAAAUAUCACCAUUGCCAGUGCCUGUCACAACUUUUGGCGGAAUAACCAAAUGAUUCCCUACUCCAUUGCUGUGGAACCACCCCAUGGAUGGAGUGGGGUGAAACCUGCUCAAAGCAAGAUUGAUUUCAGUGGCUGCACAUCCAAGACCAAAAGCUGGGUGGCAAUAGAAUCAAGCAUGCAGCGAAUGGGGGGGAACAAACUCUCAUGA